Quercus robur (English oak) is the source of this 2247-nucleotide messenger RNA. RefSeq names its product YTH domain-containing protein ECT1. Gene Ontology annotation, molecular function: mRNA binding. Gene Ontology annotation, biological process: mRNA destabilization. The transcript has 10 exons. NCBI's taxonomy places the organism in Eukaryota, Viridiplantae, Streptophyta, Magnoliopsida, Fagales, Fagaceae. The coding region runs from base 220 to 1971 and encodes 583 amino acids. Gene Ontology annotation, cellular component: cytoplasm. The record is from RefSeq and is a predicted model, not a curated record.
GUCUUCGUCUUCACACUCUCUCUCUCUCUUUCUCUCUUUCUCUCUUUAUAUAUUUAUUUAUAUAUAUAAAAUAUUUGUUAUUUGGAAAACCGCUUUUCGCAACCGAAGCGGUUUUCCGAUUCUUUCAGAUCGGUCCCUGCCGAUUCGAUACGCGUUUUUUUUUUCUCCCAAUUCUGUUUCUUAGGUGAGUUGUGAUUUAUUUUUUCGAAGAUUGAAACAAUGGCUGGAGAGAAGAUAUUGGAGAAACCUGAGCUUUUGGCUGCAGGAAUGAAGCCAGAAUCUGUUGCUGAAUUGAGUGAGCAAGAUGCGGCAUCUGGGAAAGAUGGGAUUCCAUCAGAUUCUACCUCCUACGUCUCCUCUACUAUGGAUGCUACCUCUAGCACCAAAGGUGAGACUGAUCACAAAUCAGUUGGAGAGCAUGGUGAAUACCAUCCACCUACUAGCUGUUACAAUUAUUAUUUCCCAGGAUUUAAUGGAUCCUAUAAUCAGCUAGGUGAUCAUUAUAAUCUUCAAGCAGAUGGUUCUCAUACGGGUAUGCAAUCCGACAAUGCUUCAAUGGUCUAUUAUCUGCCUGGCUACCCAUAUCCUUCGGGGACUCUUGUGGGUGCUGAUGGGCAGUGCGCUGGUCAACAGCAAUAUUUGGCUUCCUCAGGAUAUCUUCAGCAACCUGUUCCCUAUGGAUCUGAAGCAAUGCCUUGUUAUUCAUGGGAUUCACCAUAUGUUGGGGAUGCUCCAAAUGGAAGCUCUGCUGGUUUUGCUAAUGGAAAAUCUUCCCCGGGUUCAACCACUUUUGCAAAGUCUAAUAGCUCCUACUCAAUGAGAACAAAUGGCAAUGUUGCUAGCAAAUUUUCAAAGUCUAUUCCUCAUACACAACCUGUCAGAACAUUUAACAAGGUGCCUCAUUUAAGUUCUGACUUCUCAAAAGGCCUUUUGAAAGGUUACAACCCAAUGGGGAAGUUGUCGCCGUUUACUUACCAAAAACAAGGUCUGUUCCCUCAGAAUGGUCAAGUGAAUUACCGACCAAAUGGGAGAGCAUGGAAUUUAAAUGAUAGAAGUAAGUUGAGAGAUAAAUACAACAAGAAUGGAGAAUUCGAAAACUCAACUGAAUUAACUCGUGGACCUAGGGCAUACAACAAGAGUGCUUCUUCAGACUCAUCUGGCGAAAUUGUGGAUUUGGGGCUUGCAGUUCGUAGUGACGUAUACAACCUUCAAGAUUUCCCAACUGAGUAUGAAAAUGCAAAAUUCUACAUCAUCAAGUCCUACAGUGAAGAUGAUAUUCACAAGAGUAUUAAAUAUAAUGUUUGGUCCAGUACUCCAAAUGGAAAUAAGAAGUUAGAUGCAGCAUUCCGUGAUGUUGAAGCAAAAGCAACUGAGAAAAAUUCCAAGUGUCCAAUGUUCCUCUUCUUCUCGGUUAAUGGAAGUGGACAGUUUGUGGGCGUUGCUGAGAUGAGUGGACAGGUGGACUUUAAUAAAGACAUGGAAUUUUGGCAACUUGACAAGUGGAAUGGGUUCUUUCCAGUAAAAUGGCAUAUAGUAAAAGAUGUUCCUAACACACAGCUGCGGCACAUUAUCCUAGAAAACAAUGAGAAUAGGCCUGUAACUUUUACCCGGGACACUCAAGAGGUUGGGCUCAAGCAAGGUUUGGAAAUGCUGAGUAUUUUUAAAAGUUACACAGCAAAAUCAUCAUUGUUAGAUGAUUUUAAAUUUUAUGAAAAUAGAGAGAAAUCUCUUCUUUCCAAAAGCAACAAGCCUACAACUCCACAAAUGGAAAUGUACAGUAACGUUGAUAUUCCUGAUAACACAACAGGAGAAAGGAAAAUUGAGGUGGAAUUAGGGGCUGCCAAGAGAACUACAACUACCGAUUCCAAUACUCUUAUCCAUCUCACUAAAAAUCUUUCCCUCAAUGGUUCCCCUCUGAAGAGUAGUUCUGUAAAGAAUCCUAUAGGAAAUUCCGCAACAUCAGCUUUUUAGAGUUUUCAGGUUAUUAGGUUAGACAACCCCCCCCCCCCCCCCCCCUUCCUUCUCUCCAUCUCUUUCGAUGUCUUUAUCCCUCCCUUCUACAUUUCAAUUUUUAUUCUAUUCCUAAGUUGGUUUGUGUGUUUAUUUUCUUAGUUUCUUGUUCAGGUUAUUGAGUCCUGGUUUGAUGUCUCUCUUUCUGGUUUAGUUGGAGUUUGGUUUUCGAUACUGAUUUUACAGUUUUGUGCUUGAUUCCAGUUUAUGAGAGUUUAGCAUUUCUAUUUUUCAGUA